GCGGAAGUUUGCGUUCUCACAUGAAAGAAGAAGCUAGCGAAGCGGAUUAAACUGUAACGUUUAUGUUCAUACGCUGGGACCUACCGUUCAAAUGGGAUGAGUUGUAUCGCUAAUUGUCGUUUGUUGCACAUGUUCGUUGCCACGGCGCAUAGUAGAGAAGAGCAAUGCCCCUGCCAGCAGCUAAAUUGGACCAGAUAAACCUCAAGGCAGAAAUAAAGAUGUACAUGUCUGCAUUAUAAGAGGAGAUAAAAGCUACUACAAGUGUGACGACAGCAGCUGUCUGUAAAGGGCCCCCCCCCCUCGCCUUGUCAUUUGUGUGUGAGCGUGUGUGUUUAUGGUUGUGUAUGUUUACGAGUAAGUGGCAUAGCAGCAGGGGGUUGUAACGUGAUGCCAAGAUGCUGCUGUCUCUGGGAAUGCUUAUGCUGUCGGCUACACAGAUUUACACCAUCUUCACUGUUCAGCUCUUCGCCUUCCUCAACCUGCUGCCUGUGGAGGCUGACAUUGCUGCUUACUCAUUUGAUAAUAAAACUGAGAACUUCGAUGACCUGCCUGCAAGGUUCGGCUAUCGGCUACCUGGGGAUGGACUUAAGGGCUUCCUGAUUGGAGCACGGCCAGAAAAUGCAUGUGAGCCCAUUGAGCCCCCUCCAAGGGAUAACUUGACGGGUGCAUUCAUUGUCCUCAUCAAACGCUUCGACUGCAACUUUGACAUCAAGGUCCUCAAUGCACAGAAAGCUGGGUACAAGGCGGCCAUUGUUCACAAUGUGGACUCUGAUGACUUAAUCAGCAUGGGAUCCAAUGACCUGGAUAUCAUGAAGCAGAUCGAUAUUCCCUCAGUUUUUGUGAGUGAGCUGACUGCUAACACUCUGAAAGUCGACUACACGUAUGAUAAGGGUGGACAUGUGGUCCUCAUGCCAGACUUCAGCCUGCCGCUGGAAUACUACCUGAUCCCCUUCCUCAUCAUCGUGGGAAUCUGCCUUAUUCUCAUCGUUGUUUUCAUGAUAACCAAGUUUGUCCAGGAUCGACACAGGGCUCGGAGGAGCCGCCUGCGUAAAGAUCAACUCAAGAAACUUCCCAUCCACAAGUACAAAAAAGGAGACAGCUAUGAUGUAUGCGCCAUCUGCCUGGAUGAGUAUGAGGAAGGUGACAAGCUCAGAGUCCUGCCAUGUUCCCACGCCUACCACAGUAAGUGUGUGGAUCCCUGGCUGACCAAAACUAAGAAGACAUGUCCGGUGUGCAAGCAGAAAGUAGUCCCCUCGCAAGGUGACUCCGACUCUGAUUCAGAGGAGGGGGAUAGUGGCCCUGAGGAGAAUGAAGAGGUUUCAGAGAGCACCCCUCUCCUGAGGUCUCUGGCCUCCACCAGCGCACACUCCUUUGGCACCAUGUCAGCGGCGUCACGCUCGGACCCCGAGCAGGAAUCCUCCGAGUACGAGGACGACGAGCUGGACAGCAGCGACAGCGAGGAAGAGGUCACCGUUGAGACUGUGGUGGUGCAGAUGCAGCAGCCAUGCUCUGAAGGACACGACCACGAGGACGACCUGCCCCGAGCUUGACUGAUUGUUGUUUGGCCUGAUUGGUCACUAGAUCCCGCCCCUUUCUCGCUUACCUCACAGCUGCAGAGACUUUUGCCGGGGUCACCAAACGGAUUCAUCAUCUGUUUUUCUGUCACUGCUUAUGAGACACUGUAAUAUAUCCAUCAAGUUUUUAUUUUUAACAUAAUGGACAAGUGCCGAUGACACAGCAUCAUGAGCGGACGUACUUGGCAUAUUACACAGCACAGGUGGUGUACAGUAGACUGUCAUACUGUACUGAGUCCAGAAGUCACACAUAUACACAAACUUGACACAAAGUUCAAUAGAAUAUUGUAUAUAUAAAAAAGAUCACAAUAAGUUCCAUCUAUAUCUUUGAUUAUCUCCUAGUCUGUCUGUUUCAGAUGAUGGGGUUCAUUAUUGUACAUACAGCUACACUGAACCGCUAUGCAGCAUCUUUUUGUAAAACUACACGUACAUUAAGCAAGUAUAGAAACAUUUAAAACCACAGUGAGGGUUUUUUGCCAAGUUAUUUCUAGCCUGAUUUCUAAAGGAGCCCCUAGGAGCUCCAGUCUGUUCUGUGCCACAACUUUUCUGUUACAAAAAAGAUUCACUCCCAGACAAACUGAAGACAAACCAGUUUAAGAAACACCUUCCAAGCAAAGAAUGUAAUUCUCUGUGUCACUCCGGUUUAUGUGAAGCCAAUUUGAAAAGUGUGGAGAAAACUUUCCACGCUGCCUGUGGUUAAGUUCAUGUGGCUGCUCCAGACCUGUCACCUCAUUGAACACAAAGUUAUUGGUUGAUAGGCCUUGUAAUACACUUUUAACUGACCUUAUCUCAUUUUAAUAUGGUUUAUAAUAACCAUUUUUGUUGUCACAGUAUUGCUUGAUUUUUGUUUAUGAAACCCUCUUGCCUUUUUUUCAGUUAAUGUUGUUUCCGUUGUGUUUUCCUGCUCAUGUAUGUACUCUGAAUUCACUUCAAUAAAAUGGAAAUUACACU
Molecule: messenger RNA, 2525 nt
Organism: Cheilinus undulatus (humphead wrasse)
Lineage: Eukaryota; Metazoa; Chordata; Actinopteri; Labriformes; Labridae
Gene: rnf13
Product: ring finger protein 13
Exons: 11
Coding region: 396-1550 (384 amino acids)
Biological process (GO): protein ubiquitination; positive regulation of DNA-templated transcription; ubiquitin-dependent protein catabolic process
Cellular component (GO): nucleoplasm; cytoplasm
Molecular function (GO): ubiquitin protein ligase activity; zinc ion binding
Source: RefSeq, a predicted model, not a curated record